CCUCAGUUUGUCAGUGGUAUUUUUUUCUCUGGGACACAGCGACUGACGGCGCCAUAUUGAAAGGCAGAAAAUAUUUUCGUAAACGCCUAAAAUAUUACAUUUGCCAAUAUGCUAUACCUAGAGGAUUAUCUCGAGAUGAUCGAGCAGCUACCCAUGGAUCUCCGCGACAGGUUUACGGAAAUGAGAGAGAUGGACCUUCAAGUUCAGAAUGCUAUGGACCAGUUGGAGCAGAGAGUAAAUGAGUUCUUUGACAAUGCGAAGAAGAACAAACCAGAGUGGAGGGAAGAGCAGAUGGAGGUUAUCAAAAAGGACUACUAUAAGGCCUUGGAAGAUGCAGAUGAGAAAGUUCAGCUGGCCAAUCAAAUUUAUGAUCUGGUGGACCGCCACCUGAGGAAGUUGGAUCAGGAGCUCGCUAAGUUCAAAAUGGAACUGGAGGCUGACAACGCUGGCAUCACAGAGAUCCUGGAGAGACGAUCACUAGAGAUGGACAGCCCCUCACAGCCUGUUAACAACCACCAUGUCCACUCUCACACCACCGUGGAGAAGAGGAAAUACACCACUCAACCGACCCACCACACUACAGAGCACGUCCCAGAAAAGAAGUUCAAAUCUGAAGCUCUUCUCUCCACACUCACGUCAGACGCCUCCAAGGAGAAUACGCCCGGCUGUCGGACCAACACCACAUCGGCAGCGUCCAAUAACGCCUACAAUAUCAACCCAUCCCAGCCACUUGCUUCAUACAACCUCAGCUCUCUGCCGGCUGGACCUGGGGCUGGGGCUGGAGCCAUCAGCAUUGCUGCCGCCCAUGCUGUACAGGCCACCGCACAGAUGAAAGAGGGCAGGAGGACUAGCAGCCUGAAGGCCAGCUACGAGGCCAUUAAGAAUAACGACUUCCAGUUGGGAAGGGAGUUCUCCCUGACCUCCAGGGAUGGCGCGGGUGCCUACUCCUCUUCUGCCCUUGCCAACACCCUUACUCAGACCCACACCCCUGCCAGCUCAGCUGUCGUCUCUGACUCCCGUGGCGGACGCAAAACCAAAGGCAACACAAAGUCUUCCAACCACCAGUCGUCAUCGUCCUCUUCAUCUUCAUCCCUCUCGUCAUGCUCCUCUUCCUCCGCCCUGGCCCAGGAGCUUUCCCAGCAGGCAUCGGCCCUUCCUGAGUCAGAGACAAACAACCAGGUGGACUGGGGCUAUGACCCCAACGAGCCCCGCUACUGCAUCUGCAACCAGGUGUCUUAUGGAGAGAUGGUGGGAUGUGACAAUCAAGAUUGCCCCAUCGAGUGGUUUCACUAUGGCUGCGUGGGCUUAACAGAAGCCCCCAAGGGGAAGUGGUACUGCCCUCAGUGUACAGCGGCCAUGAAGAGGAGAGGCAGUCGGCACAAAUAGGCACACUACUACCACCCCUCCUUGUCCUGGACCAUCCCCAUUUACCCACACCCCACACCCUACUUCUUUCUGCCCCUCAGAAACAACUGUCUAUAUCCACUGUGGUUCCUCCCAAACAAAUUUGUGAAGCUGUUAUGGCCACCACCACACACACAGUAUUCAUAUUUAUCUGCUGGUCUGCAUGACAUCUCGGAGUAUAAACUAGUGGGGUAUUUGGAUAAAACAGUAGAAAAACACAGGCAUCAAAGGCUACCCCUCCCCCAUUCAUUAGACAUUCCUUGCCCCCCCACUUGUGACAGGACGGGCAAGACCUCCUCUCUUUCCAUGCACGGUUGCAAAAAUAAGUGCUCAUCAUGGUAAAAUGCUCACGGGGAAUGAUACAGAGUCCUGAAAAGGUAGUUCAUUAUGGUGUUUAGUGGGACUACAAAACUCAACUCCCUCUAAAAGUUUAGUUUUAACUGUAAAACAAUUUAUGAAACACAACUAUGACUUGAAAAGUUUGUGUUUGUGGUGGAAAGUGUUGAUAAAGAUCAUUUGGGACAGUUGUCAUUUCUAUUAAUGGGUAGUUGAAUAUAAAUAAGUCUCCACCAUUGAGUGUCCCAUAAACUAUAUUCAAGAACAAAUUCACAACUGUGUGUGUGUGUGUGCGCGUGCGCCUGUACCUAUGUACCUAUGUUUCACUAGUCAUUCUGCACUGAGAUGGUGUGUAAGCGUUUCCAGAUAUGUAGAAAAUAUCCAAUAAAAUGAUCACAAUCUUUUGGUA
Molecule: messenger RNA, 2149 nt
Organism: Esox lucius (northern pike)
Lineage: Eukaryota; Metazoa; Chordata; Actinopteri; Esociformes; Esocidae
Gene: ing3
Product: inhibitor of growth family, member 3
Exons: 11
Coding region: 109-1386 (425 amino acids)
Biological process (GO): regulation of DNA-templated transcription
Cellular component (GO): NuA4 histone acetyltransferase complex
Source: RefSeq, a predicted model, not a curated record